AUGGUCAUCAACAAUGGGGAGGAUGAGCUGAACCUGCGGCGAGGUGAUCGUGUAGGCGUUGUACGUGAGAGAAGCCAGCCAAUGCAAACGACAGAAGUUACAACGGUUCCGAUCACUGAAGAAAUGGUGCAACGUGGACCUUUGUUUUCACAGGAAGAGGUAAAUGAUCUUGUUACACUGUUGAAUAAAUACCGUUGCUGUUUUGCAUUCAACUUAGGCGAACUAGGUUGUACCACCGUAAUACAAAUGGACAUAGUGGAUGACGGUCAACCGGUUGUUUGUAAACCAUAUCGGGCAAGUGCUUCAGAGCGGGAUACUAUUAGCCGUAUUGUUCGAGAGUGGAAAGAUGCGGGUAUUGUCAAAGAAACUAGUUCUCCGUAUGCAUCCCCUGUGCUACUAGUCAGCAAAAAGGACGGCGACGCCAGACUAGUCGUAGAUUAUCGGAAAUUGAAUUCGCAGACGGUACGUAAAGUAUUUCCUACACCUAAUCUUGAUGAACAUUUAGAACGACUGCAGGGGGCAAAAAUGUUUACAACAUUGGACAUUUGA
Macrosiphum euphorbiae (potato aphid) is the source of this 549-nucleotide messenger RNA. The record is from the annotation of a GenBank genome assembly. Lineage: Eukaryota; Metazoa; Arthropoda; Insecta; Hemiptera; Aphididae.